UGAAAAAGGAAAUCAAAGCAUCAAAAUCAAGAUACUUAGAAAGAAAAUGGCAACUGUUUUCGAUAACUGGUUUGGUGUUUUAUUAAGUUUUUUGGUUUUGAUCAAUGGAGCUAACUGUUGGCAAAAUGGUCAUGCAACUUACUAUGGAGAAUACGAAAACCCCACUUCACUUGGAGGAGCUUGUGGUUAUGACAACACAAUGCAUGCUGGAUUUGGUAUAAACACAGCAGCAUUAAGUGGUGCAUUGUUUAGAGGUGGUGAAGCUUGUGGUGCAUGUUAUCAGUUGCGAUGCAAUGCUAGAACUGACCCGCAAUGGUGUCUCAAACGAGCUACUGUGGUGGUUACUGCAACAAACUUUUGUCCUCCAAAUAACCAAGGAGGAUGGUGUGAUCAACCUCGCCAGCAUUUUGAUAUGUCUAGCUCUGCUUUCUUUCGUAUUGCUCGCCGUGGCAAUGAAGGAAUUAUUCCCGUUGUUUACAGAAGGGUGCCAUGUAAAAGGAAGGGCGGAGUACGGUUCACAUUAAAGGGUCAUUCAACUUUCAAUAUGAUUAUGAUAACGAACGUCGCAGGGAGUGGAUCUGUUAAGGCUGCAUGGAUUAAGGGUACAAGAACGAGAUCAUGGAUUCAGAUGCACCGGAACUGGGGUGCAAAUUGGCAAAGCAGCGUUAAUCUCACGAAGCAAAAAUUGUCUUUUAAACUCACUCUAUCUGAUGGGAAAACACUAGUUUUGUUCGAUGUUGUUCCUUCUUCGUGGAACUUUGGACAAACUUUCGCUUCCCGAAGACAGUAAACUCUCCCACAUAGAAAGAAGCAUUAUAAUAAGUAGCUAGCUAGAGAUGAACAUAAUUUGAUCACGACUUCAAAUUAUUGCAUAUUUAUGACAGUGUAAGAAGUAAUCUUUUAAAGGAAAGAUUCUAAAUAUUUAAGUUGGGACUAUUAUUCAAAUGUCCUUUAGUUUUUCUUUCUUUGUAAAAAUGCUUCCAAGGGGUAUAUGUGAGGUUCUGGUAAAACUUGAUUAGUAUUUUCUGAAGCAAGAAACUAGACUAGUAUGUUCUUUACGCAAAAAAACGUA
Papaver somniferum (opium poppy) is the source of this 1072-nucleotide messenger RNA. RefSeq names its product expansin-A12-like. Bases 47 to 790 code for a protein of 247 amino acids. The record is from RefSeq and is a predicted model, not a curated record. NCBI's taxonomy places the organism in Eukaryota, Viridiplantae, Streptophyta, Magnoliopsida, Ranunculales, Papaveraceae. Gene Ontology annotation, biological process: plant-type cell wall organization. The transcript has 3 exons. Gene Ontology annotation, cellular component: extracellular region.